Molecule: messenger RNA, 720 nt
Organism: Scedosporium apiospermum
Lineage: Eukaryota; Fungi; Ascomycota; Sordariomycetes; Microascales; Microascaceae
Exons: 5
Coding region: 1-720 (239 amino acids)
Biological process (GO): nucleocytoplasmic transport
Cellular component (GO): nuclear pore; cytoplasm
Molecular function (GO): GTPase activator activity
Source: RefSeq, a predicted model, not a curated record
AUGUCUGCCGCCGAGACCACCAAGCCCGAGGUUGAGGGCGCCAGCGAGGCCCCCUCCGUCACCUCUUCUGCCGUCUUCUCGAUGUUCGGCGGUGGUGCGAAGAAGGAGAAGAAGGAGGAUGAGGACAGGGGCGAUGUCUCCGGAAGCGCCAAGGCCCAGCGCGAGGCUGCCGCCGCCGCUGCUGGCGAGUCCAAGGCUGAAGACGAGGAGCAAGCGCCCGAGUCCGAGGACGUCCACUUCGACCCCGUCAUCAAGCUCACCGAGAAGGUCGAGACCAAGACCAACGAGGAGUCGGAGGAGCAGGUGUUCAAGAUGCGCGCCAAGCUCUUCAAGUUCGUCAAGGAGUCCACCGAGUGGAAGGAGCGAGGUACCGGUGACGUUCGGUUGCUGAAGCACAAGGAGAAUGGCAAGACGCGUCUUGUGAUGCGACGUGACAAGACCCUCAAGGUCUGCGCGAACCACUAUAUCGUCCCCGAGAUGAAGCUUUCCCCCAAUGUCGGUUCCGACCGAAGCUGGGUGUGGAACGCCGCCGCCGACGUUAGCGAGGGUGAGGCUGAGGCCGUCACUCUUGCCAUCCGAUUCGCCAACUCUGAGAACGCCAACCUCUUCAAGGACGCUUUCCUCAAGGCACAAAAGGAGAACGAGGCCCUCUUCAAGCAGUCUGAGGAGGAGGCUGAGAAGGCUGAUGAUGAGGAGAAGCCUGCUGAGGAGGCUUCUUGA